AUGGCUGAUAAUGAGGGUGCGUCACCAAGAGAACAAAUCGUCGAGGCCUGUCGAAGGGACAAUGUCGAGUUGUUCCAGGAGGUUCUAGGUGGCAUGAGUGGUCAACCCGCAGAGAAGAUUGCCGACUUCUUCAACACCACAACUGAUGUAAUGGGCAAUUAUCUUCUGCAUGUUUGUGCGACAUAUGGAAGCUACGAUGUAAUGGAUGAGCUGCUGAACAUUGAGUACCUCGAAUGUGACCCAUUUACACGACGUGAUAAGGAGACGCCCAUACAUACUGCAGUCAGAUACGCUACAGAACGGGACAUCGAGAUAGGUACAGCAAUGGCAAAGAUGCUUGUGGAUGCUGGUGGAGAUCCUCGGACAAAGGACAAGCAUGGAAGAACGCCUGCUCAAAUGUGUGAUCCCAAGACGAGCGAGCUGCGGAGCUGGCUCAUCAGCCAGGAAUACAUAUUGAGAGAAGGUCUCAAACAAGAAACGCAAGAGACAGACGGAGACGAUGGACCUACAGGCUCCGCUUCAGACUCUGAAUAA
This is a messenger RNA of Endocarpon pusillum Z07020, 534 nucleotides long. RefSeq lists its product as uncharacterized. Bases 1 to 534 code for a protein of 177 amino acids. The transcript is spliced from 3 exons. The record is from RefSeq and is a predicted model, not a curated record. Lineage: Eukaryota; Fungi; Ascomycota; Eurotiomycetes; Verrucariales; Verrucariaceae. Gene Ontology annotation, molecular function: protein binding.